Messenger RNA from Diorhabda sublineata, 4403 nucleotides. RefSeq names its product thyroid receptor-interacting protein 6. Gene Ontology annotation, biological process: cell-cell adhesion. Lineage: Eukaryota; Metazoa; Arthropoda; Insecta; Coleoptera; Chrysomelidae. The transcript has 13 exons. The coding region runs from base 378 to 2117 and encodes 579 amino acids. Gene Ontology annotation, cellular component: stress fiber; focal adhesion. The record is from RefSeq and is a predicted model, not a curated record.
AGUUUUUUGAAUAUUUAUAUUAAUUUAGAACAUGUACAAAAAUAAAAUUAAUUUUUGAAGGCAUUCUAAUAUUUUUUGUAAAAUUUCUAAAAAUUAUGUCAUAAGAAUAUUCCCAUGAAAGCAUAUAAAGUCAUCAAGAUUAAAAUACAGUAGACCAUAUACAUUUUCUUUUACUUCUAAGUCGUAAGAUGGACCAUUAGUUGAGUGGUCCAAUUUAAUAUUGGUCAUAAGAGGUAUAUUUACCACUUCUACUUUCGGGAUUUUGAAGAAAGCAUUAAUCCCAGUAGUGUACUUUUGUUUGGGUGGAGUACAUGUAGUUUAAGUUAAGUUAAAUAUAAUUUUAUUCAAGAACUGUAUUAAUUACAGUGUUUAUCGAAAUGGACGAUUUAGAUAGACAGUUAGCCAAAUUGGCACUUAUGAACAAAGUUGAUCUUCGAGUAACCCCUGUAGGGGGUAGUCCCGGAAAGAAAACGGGACCCGCGGUCCCUCCGAAACCCAAAAAAACACAACCACAGAUUCCCCAAUCUUAUCCUUUGAAAAAACCAGUAGAACCAAGUUAUUCGUCUCGAUUACAACCUGGAACUCAACUUUAUUCAAACAUACAACCUAAAAGUCCACAAACUCAUUAUUCCAACGCGCCAACGUUGCCUUUAAAUAGCAGAUACGGGGAGCAGAGAUCAGAUAACAACUAUGCUAAUGUACCAAAAUAUAUGGAUCAGAAUAUGCAGUAUGUUAAUCUGCCAAGGAGUGCUUCAGCUAUGAGUGGUACUUCAUCAAUAUCAAGACAAGGAAAUUAUGGUUCGACGAUACAACAACCAAAUGAUUAUGGUUCCCAAUCUAGAACUAGUGUUGGACCGAAAGGUUAUACAAAAAGUGAAAAUGUAACUUAUAGUAACAUUCAGAUGCCGCCUUCUAGAAAUCAGGAUGGUUUAAUUUAUAGCAAUCUUGUACAUCCACCCAGAGAUGGUGCUAAUGUUUACAGUAAUUUACCUCCUAGUAACAGCGCUUACUGUAGUGGUGAUGAUUUGCCUCCACCUCCACCACCGUUGGAUAUAACUGCAGGUUUAUCAGAUUAUGCACCUUGUUCUGUAAAUACUAACUUACCACCACCUCCGAAAGAUUUGCUACCACCUCCUUCACCAGUUAGUUCAAGUUAUAGUGAGCUUAGAAGAGCCACUCAGCCAGGACAAGAUUUUCAUAAUUACAGUAUAGAAUCUCAGUAUGGUGACAGCGAUUCUUUGUAUGGAUUUGGGGACAUAUCUCAGGCUUCAUCUACUUAUGAAUCAAUUUAUGAACCGAUUAAUCCACGUCCUCCAAGUCAAAUGUCGUCUCGAUCAAAUUACUCUUUAUAUGCUCCAUACGUUAGUGGUAAUAGUAGUACUGCGACUGGUCCCAGUCAAUCGGUUAGUCGUUUAGGACAUAACAAAGAACAAGAAGUUGACAGUUUAACUGAUCUCUUGGUGCAAGGAAUGAGAGGCGGUGAGGAAAGCGACCUGGAUCAAGAGGACGUCUUUGGAUUGUGCGUCAAAUGUGGAGAAAAAAUUGUUGGAGAGAAUAGCGGAUGUACUGCAAUGGAUAAACUGUACCAUACAAAAUGUUUCACGUGCCAUCAUUGCGCUAUCAACUUGCAAGGAAAACCGUUCUACGCACUUAAUGGUAAACCGUAUUGCGAGGAAGAUUAUUUGAAUACUUUGGAAAAAUGCUGCGUUUGUCAAAAUCCUAUAUUGGAUAGAAUUUUAAGAGCGACGGGUAAACCAUACCAUCCAAAAUGUUUCUGUUGUGUUGUUUGCGGAAAGAGCCUUGAUGGUAUACCUUUUACAGUCGACGCUUCCAAUAGAGUCCAUUGCAUCGAAGAUUUUCAUAAGAUUUUCGCUCCGAAAUGUUGGGUUUGUAAACAACCAAUCAUGCCUGAACCAGGCGAAGAAGAAACGGUACGAGUAGUAGCACUAGAUCACAGUUUCCAUGUACAGUGCUAUAAAUGCGAAGAUUGUGGCUUAGUUUUAUCAUCUGAAGCAGAAGGUAGAGGUUGUUAUCCAUUAGACGGUCACAUUUUAUGUAAAAGUUGUAACGCAAAACGUGUCCAAGCUUUAACGAAUCACAUGACGACCGAGCUCUAAACUGGAACCUAAAAGCACAAACUAUUAGUAUUCAUUCAAUUGUUUGUUUUAUCUCUAUAUAUAUAUAUUCUUAAGCAUGACUAAGAACAAUUUAUUAGUUGCUUUUGUUCACUGUAUCAACAUUUUUUAAAGUAUUAUUACAAAUUUAUAUAUUUAUUCAAUUUGUGAUAUUUGCUGAUACAAUAUUUUGAAAAUUACUAAUUUCAGUUUUCCAAAAUUAUCUCUCCUAAAGACAAACACAACUGCAAUAGAAUUGCUUAGUCACUUUCUUUUAAAAUAUGAGUUUUUAGGGAUAAAUUCUGUUCCACAAAUUUUCCAUACAUGUAGUUACCCUUCAAUUUCUGAAUUACAUUUUGGGAUCUGCAUCGGUUUCUCCAUAAGCUUUAGAAAACAAUUUAUAUCGAUACAAGUUUUCGUCCUAUUUGCCACAUAUAAAAAAAAGGUUAGUCUUUUGCCAAGCAGGGUUGAACUGUAAAAAAUGAAAAGUUAGAGAAUUUUGAGUUCUCUUACAUACUACACAUUCAUAUACUUCUAAUGUAUCAUGCGCCAAAUAAAAUUUACAAAAUAAAAUGAAAUAGUUUGAAUUUAAACAGAAAUCAAAGUUGAAAUAAUUUGUUUUCUAAUUUAUUAAGAAAAAUAAAAUUUAUUUCAGUUUUUUUAUUAGAAUCCACUGAAAUUUUGAUUUAUUUAAUACUCUUAUCAACAACAAAUAAUACAGAUAAUUAUUCUUUAAAAAAUAUGAUAACUUUCUUUUCCUGUUGAAGUUUUGUGGUUAGGUCUCUCCUAAAUAUGAAAGGACCUUAACACAAGUUGAAUUAAGCUUUUUCUAUUGGCAGUUAUAUAAAAUUAAUUAUAAAAAAAAUAUCAGUGUUAAUACAUUUUUAUAGAUUGUUUUUACUUUUUAAAUUCUUAAAAUGUUGUAAAAAAAUGUUGAUGAGGCAAACAUGAAUGUGAUUUUGAAAAAAAGUAUUUAUAUAUAUAUACAUAUAUUUAGCAUAUUUUAUAUAUUUUUCGACAUUCCUUUUAAAAUAAGUUAUUCCUAUAUCGCCAUAUUUAGAUAUAUACAUUGUAUUCCUUUUUAGAAGACUUUUAUAUAAGUUACUAUAGCUUUUUUUACGAGAUAAAUCUUCAGUACUUCUCACUUUUGAACUAUUUCUAAGGGUCAAAAUUAUAUUUUUGUACCCACAAUCACCUUAUAAUUGAACAAACUUAUGAACCGUAUAAAAUUGAUUUACUAGUGGAAUAAAUAAAAAUAUUUAUUUCAACCAAUAGAUCUAAUCAUAUUACAAUAAUUACAUUUUAUUAAUAAAUUUUUUAUCAUUUCUUUUAUGAUAUUCCAUGUUAUUUUUAUUAAUAAUAAACUUCCUAGUGCCAAUCAAAGCUUUUGAUAAACUAAAAUCGAUUUCAAGCGAAUAAUCUGGUUAUUCGCUUCCUCCUAGUGAAUUUUUAUAAUAACUUUGCUUUCGAUAUCCUUUUUCUACACAAGGAUUUUUUUAUUUAAGUAUAUUUUUAUUGCUAAUACUUCCAUUUAUAUAUGUUUCAUUUCUUGCAUGAAGAUUUAGAUUUUUUAGAGGUUCUAUCACGUCACUACUGCAAUUAGUAUAUAGCUUUCCUUUUGAAAAUGAUCUGAUUUUUUCCAAAUUGAGAUGAUAACAUCAGCUCAACUGUUCUCUCUUUGAUAUGGUAGGUCAAAUGAAAUGACAAACUGAGACAUUUGUUUAAAAUAUAUUUUAUUUUAACCCAAAAUUCACUCGUCAAUAAAAAAGUAAAAAAAAAAAAAUUCGCAAAUCUAAACCACAAUGUUAAUAACCAGGUUUACUAGGCACUAAUAAAAAAAUAAGUAAGUAUACCCUCAAACUAUUUAAUUAUUAUUUACCAAAUAACUGAACUGAUUUAUUUCUGUAAAAUAAAAGGUGGUGUUGCAGCAGUAAAAGGGGUAAUUCAUAUGAUUUGACUCAAAUCAAAUGGAACUUCAAAUUAUCUGAGAUUUCAUGCAAAAAGAACACAACUGUAGUGUUGCUUUUCCUAUGUAGUUACCAAUAUAUAUCAUUCAAUUGUAUCACUAAAUUACAAAUAGUUUUUUAUUAAGGUAUAUAUAGAAAUAGUUCAAAGUGUGAAAGCUUUGUGAUUGUGAAGAAAUUUAUUAUGAUUUUAAAAAUCUGUAAUUUUUUGAUUAUAUUGUUAUAUUUCUUUUUUUAAAUAAGUUAUAGUCAUAUUAUGUGAAAUGUGAUUAUUUUUUUCUUUGUGCCAAUAUAAACUAAGAAAUUUAAUAAAAAUUGCAAAGAA